Echinostoma caproni is the source of this 438-nucleotide messenger RNA. The record is from the annotation of a GenBank genome assembly. Lineage: Eukaryota; Metazoa; Platyhelminthes; Trematoda; Plagiorchiida; Echinostomatidae.
AUGUGUGAGCUCCGUCUCCAGGUCGACCAACACCGGCCACUACUGGUCGGUAUAACGGAGACCUGGGUUCACUCGGGGAUAUCCGAUGCCGAACUGGAAAUUCCCGAGCUAGACAUCCUGCGACAGGAUAGAACAGACGGCAUAGCCCUUGGCAAGGAAAAGAAGCGAGUGGAACCAAUACCAAUGGAUUACGACGCCUACUUUGAAUUACGCAAAAAAUGUAAGCUACAAAGAAAGCAAGACACCAGUGAGCACCAGAGGCAGUUCUUGAACCGGGCCAUUGCGGACCCGAGGAGUUUCUAUAAGAACAUCUAUAUGGUGACCCAGGCGAAACCCGGGAUCACAGACAUCCGUCGUGCGGAUGGAUCCCUUACGGAUGGCAACCAGGCUGCUGCUAACACCCUGGGUGAGUACUACUCUACGGUAUUCAGCCCAUAA